GCCCACACCCCUGCCUUUAUCUGCAGCCCAAUAAAGGCUGAUCCACAGGCAGCAAGACUCAGCGUGCGUGGUUCCUCUUCUCUUGUGCUCCCCGCAGUGGUCCCCUGCCCUCUCCAGCACCCUGUGGCCAUGACACAGCGGCUUCUGCUUCUUGUGGCUCUCCUGGUCCUGGGUCAUGUGCCGACAGGGAGAAGUGAAUUCAAACGGUGCUGGAAUGGCCAAGGGGCCUGCCGGACUUACUGCACGAAGUAUGAAACCUACAUGCACCUGUGCCCGGAUGCCACCUUGUGCUGUCUGCCUUACGGACUCAAGCCUGUCAAGACUGAAAAGGUUUAGCUGGUUCUGGGACUGACACCCUUGCCCUCCAGUAAAAUGCAA
Molecule: messenger RNA, 378 nt
Organism: Dama dama (fallow deer)
Lineage: Eukaryota; Metazoa; Chordata; Mammalia; Artiodactyla; Cervidae
Gene: DEFB124
Product: defensin beta 124
Exons: 2
Coding region: 130-336 (68 amino acids)
Biological process (GO): positive regulation of monocyte chemotaxis; canonical NF-kappaB signal transduction; cellular response to peptidoglycan
Cellular component (GO): extracellular region
Source: RefSeq, a predicted model, not a curated record